CAUUAUCAGUUAUGAUAAUUUUAUUCGACCAACCGCCAAGCAUUUACACUUGAACGCUCGCUAGUUGUUUACAAGUCGUCUGGUUCCAGUUUUUGCCAUUCAUUCCGUGUCUUUCGCCAAGUGCAUUAACUUUUUUUACGAUGAACAAGUUAUUAGUUGGUGCCUCAAGAAACUUUUCUAGUUCCUCGACACGAAAUGCAAUUAAAACCAUAACGGUUGUCGGCGGGGGCUUAAUGGGCUCCGGCAUUGCUCAGGUGGCGGCACAGGCAGGACAAAAUGUUACCAUAGUGGAUAUAAAACCUGAAUUGCUGGAAAAGGCACAAAAAUCUAUCCAGACCAAUUUGGGGCGGAUUGGGAAGAAAACCUUCAAGGAUGACGCUGCUAAAGUAGAGAAUUUUGUCAGAGACUCAUUCUCUAGGAUUAAAACAUCCACACAGAUUGAAGAUGGAGUGAAAGCUGAUCUGAUUAUAGAGGCUAUUGUUGAGAAACUUGAUGUUAAACAAGAGCUUUUCAAUAAGCUCGAUCAGCUGGUCCCGGAACAUACAAUCCUGGCGACCAACACUUCGUCGAUAUCCGUCAAUGCCAUUGGAGAAGGCAUCAAGAGGAAGGACAGAUUCGGCGGCCUUCACUUCUUCAACCCAGUCCCGGUUAUGCGCCUCCUGGAAGUCAUAAAGGGCGAGCACACUUCGGAACAGACCUACCAGGCUAUGAUGGAGUGGGGCAAGUCUAUCGGGAAGACUUGUAUCACGUGCAAAGACACUCCUGGCUUCGUUGUCAAUAGGUUGCUGGGGCCGUACAGCGCUGAAGCUAUAAGGAUGUAUGAGAGAGGCGAUGCUUCCGCCCAGGACAUCGACACGGCCAUGAAACUCGGCGCAGGGUAUCCAAUGGGCCCCCUGGAACUAGCUGAUUUCACAGGCUUGGACACCAAAGUAGCCAUACUUGGGGUUAUGCUGGAGAAGACUGGAAAUCCUGUGUUUGAGCGCAUACCUCUUUUAGAGAGGUUGGUUAGCGAGGGCAAGCUGGGCAGAAAGAGUGGAGGAGGGUUUUAUGAAUACGAUGAGAUGUUAAAGAAAGUUGAAUGAGAAAAAUUAUGGAUUUUAUACCUACUAGGUAGUAGUGCAAAGUUACUAUGCACUUAUAAAAAGGCGCUGCCUAUUCCGCGGGAAGAAUACUCAAUUAAUAUCGAUGAGGUCGAUUAAACUGAUUGGAUCAAUUGGAUUGGAUUCUUUCUAAGUAUUUAUUAUGAUCUAAGAAAUAAAAAACAAUUACAAACAUGCUCAAACUUCAAACUACUUAUUUUAUGUGAACCUUCUUGUCAUUUUUUAAUUUUUCGCUAACCGUCAGUAAGAUAUAUGGUUAGGUAAAUACAAACCAGUGCACUGACUGGCCGACCGAAGACGUAUGAUGAGACCAUGACAUAUAAAAAGUAAAUAGAUAGAUCUUCCAAAAAAAUAUCUAUAUCGACAUACUUAAGCUACAAAUAUUUAUAAGUGUGAGUUUCAUUGUCAACUCUUGAUUGCACGUGGAAAGAAAUAUAACAAAUUACAAUACAGUUAUCUUCAUAUUGGAUUUAUAAUAAUAAUAGAGGCCGUCCGCAUGGAAACCCUAUCAAUCCCGCGGGAACUCUGGGAUAAAAAGUAGCCCAUAUGUUAUUCUGGGUCUUCAGCUACCUACACACCAAAUUUCAUCGUAAUCGGUUCAGUAGUUUUUUCGUGAAAGAGUAACAAACAUCCAUGCCGACAUACAAACUUUGGCAUUUAUAAUAUUAGUAAGAUAAUAAAUACAAUGGCGGACUCUUGCCAAUUGUAAUGUACUUAUAUAUCGUUCGGGGUGUGACACAACCGAAAUGAUAAGGAUAAUUGUUUUUAUCAUAAAGUGACGUCAUUGGACAGGGCCGGAAUCAGGAACGGCGGGCUAGGAUAUUGCUUCUGAAGUCUUCACAGCACUGAUAUUAAAGGCAACAUUUCCCUUUUUCACAAGUUAAAUAAUAUUGUUUUGGAAUAUCUUCACAACUUUUUUGAAUACUUAGGCAUGAUAACCGAUUUUUGUUUUAGUGUUAAUUAAUUAAGUUUAACAACAACAUAAACCUUGGUGAAAUAAUCGCAUCCUACUAAUAUUAUAAAUGCAAAAGUUUGUAUGUUAGGAUGUCAGUAUCGAUGUUUGUUACUCUUUCACGCAAAAACUACUGAACCGAUUCCAAAAUAAUGUUUUUUUUUUAAAUUAAAAGAAUAUAAAAAGUUAUGGCGUCAAAAUGAAAACAAAUUUUUUUCGUAAUAAAUGUAUUUAAUGUUAUCAACACAUAUUGUUUUAUGACCUUAAUACAUAUUAAAUAACAGAGGUCCUAAUGAGGCCCUGUCAUUGGGUAGUAUUUUAUUUUGUCAUCUUUAGUUUAUAAAGACGUAUUUUUGUUUUCUUUUCCGCAUCAAUAUCAAUUUUGAUAAAUGAUAAACCAAUUAAUAUCACUAGACUUGUUGCGUCUCAUGACUUCACACAUUAUGAUUAUUAGUGAACCCAGGAAAUUAUCAAUUGGAACUCUAAUAACCAUGUCAUGAUGAUUAAAUGUUGCAAUAUCUGA
Messenger RNA from Amyelois transitella, 2575 nucleotides. RefSeq names its product hydroxyacyl-coenzyme A dehydrogenase, mitochondrial. The transcript has 5 exons. Gene Ontology annotation, molecular function: (3S)-3-hydroxyacyl-CoA dehydrogenase (NAD+) activity; NAD+ binding. Lineage: Eukaryota; Metazoa; Arthropoda; Insecta; Lepidoptera; Pyralidae. The coding region runs from base 141 to 1082 and encodes 313 amino acids. The record is from RefSeq and is a predicted model, not a curated record. Gene Ontology annotation, biological process: fatty acid beta-oxidation. Gene Ontology annotation, cellular component: mitochondrion.